CGACGAAUUUCGCGUUCAAAAAAAAUGUCUCACAGAAGGCAGCGAGGUCUUUCGUGACAUGUUCCGGUGCUGCGACGCUGGAAGCGGUGUGCUCGAACUGCACGAAUCGGCAUCCUCGCUAGCCCUGCUGUUCCAGCUGCUGCACAGCACGCCCGAGCCUUACGUACCUGCUGACGGGGCGGACGCUGCCAAGUCUGACGACUACGUGCACAUCAAACAGAACAUUCCUGCGCGCGCAAUACCCUUCCCGCUACUGCCGUCGCUCUUCGCGCUGGCGGAUAAAUAUGCCGUUACGCCGGCGAUUAUGCAGGUGUGCACUUCGCACCUCGCGGCGUACGCGUCGACAUACCCACUCAGGGUGUACGGCAUGGCCGUGGGCAUGGGUUCCGAUGUGAUCGCGGCCAAGACGAGCAAAUAUUUGCUGCAUCCGCCCCUGACAUCGUACUCGACCAGCGAAAUCAAGUGCAUUCCGACCGCGGAGGCGUACCACAGGCUCGCACUCUUGCACGAACAUCGUAUCAAAAGACUCCGAGAAAUGCUGAUUGAUGAAAAGAUCUUCCCCCAGGGUUACGGCGAGUGCAAAAAGCACACGCAACGGACCAAGACACUCUGGGGGGUCAAACAGGCCAUGGUUUCCGGUCAAAUUGCGGCUGCUACGGACGUGGCCGGUGAGAUGAUGGUUGACCUCGACCAGUUGUCCGGUUGUACCACAUGCUUCAAGGCGUGGGUCGCUGCGACCGACAUGCUCGGAUACAAAUGCUCCAAGGUACCCAGACGCAUCGACAAGCUCCCCACCAGCACAGAGCGGCAGGUCUAAAGACGUGUUCCUCCGCGCCGUCUACUUAUUGUGCCAGAAGAGCGUCCGAAGAUUAUUCCACCGGUCCGAGUCGCGAUAGAGAUAGAUCAUGGACUUGUGCAUCCCUGCUUGUAAUGUCUCUUCAUGCUCUUGGAACAACCACAUUACGGCACCCCAGGAGAGAGCGGCAAAUAUCGAGAAGUAUUUCGGGUCGGGGUGUAGUGGCGUGACUUUUCCAGAAGGCGGGGGAUGCGCCUUCGAAAUGUCUCUCGGCAUGGUAGAUGCAACCACUCGCGAGCAGACGUAUAGGACAAUCUGCUCAUUGAUAGCGGUGCGGUCCCCGAAUACGAAGUAACCACCCACGAGACCGGCAAUAAACGGAUCUAGCGGGUGUUCGUUGCCUUUAUGUGCCCUCUUCUGCAGAAUCAUCGUGGUCUUGUACAGCGAGACGAACUUGGCGAGGUUCAUGGCGUGCGUUAUUGUCGCCGAGAGCACAUUCUUGACUUUGGUCCGCCAAUCAGCCCUGCUGAACAGCAGAGUCAUAACCAAAGCAUGGGGGAAUCGAACCUUCGCCCCAUACACGAGCCCGUUCCGUGCGCCCUUCAGGAUGGCCCAGUAGUCAUGGUACGCCGGAUCGGUUAUGAUCUUGUGGAUUACAGCCAGCAGUGCCUGCACGUUCUCGCGUACAAGACGCAAGAUUAGAGUCCGGAGGGACCUG
Phanerochaete carnosa HHB-10118-sp is the source of this 1514-nucleotide messenger RNA. RefSeq lists its product as uncharacterized. Bases 305 to 817 code for a protein of 170 amino acids. The record is from RefSeq and is a predicted model, not a curated record. NCBI's taxonomy places the organism in Eukaryota, Fungi, Basidiomycota, Agaricomycetes, Polyporales, Phanerochaetaceae. The transcript has 6 exons.